GUAGCAGCAUUGGUGCCCUCGCCCCCACGUUCCUUCUGUGUGUCACAGCCCCGUGUUCGGGAGGGCCACCAGCCAGGACUUCUCCCAAGGAGCCCAUGCCAGCUUGUGUGGAGGCCCCGUGUCCUUCCCGCUGCGGCUGCGUCGGCAACCGAGGGGUCUCCUUCUGCUGCCGUGGGCAGGCACAGAAGGGGAGGGUUUGCUUAGUUUUUCAGCUGUGCCUAAAGUUCAUGUCCAGCUGUCUUGGAUACUUUGGAGAACGGAUUCCUUCCCACCUGGGGCAGGUUGGCCGGGCUGGGGGAGUCCCCAGGGCACGUGGCAGUGUGUCACAGGGCCCUUUGUGACACGAUGGGAUGGCACGGGGCAGGGUGUCACAGGGCCCUUUGUGACACGUGAGGACAUAGUAGUGGUGGUGAGGUGGCAACGCCUCAGUGCUCCUUGGAGCGUGCGACGGGACGGACGGGACAGAGCGGUGCUGUGCGGAGACCCCGUGCAGCCAACUCGUUCCUCUCUGACCGAAGCGUUUUGGAGGCUUUUCUGUGCUGUGAGCGUCCUCGAGGCCAGACCGCGGGACUUGGUGACACGGAGCUUUUGCGAGGUGUCUCCAAUCCCUGUGGCAGCUGCCCUCGAGGCCGCACUGCAGGACUUGAGUUUCGUAGGCUUUUCCAUCUUUCAGGUGUCCUUGAGCCCAGACCGCAGGACUUGGUGACCCGGAGCUUCGGCGAGGAGUCUCCAGGCCCUGCGGCAGGUGCCCUCGAGGCCAUUCUCUGGGGCUUCGUGCCCCGGAGCUUUUCCCUGGCGUCUCCAAUCCCUGCAGCAGGUGCCCUUGAGGCCCGACUGUAGGAUGGCGGAGAGACGCUUCAGUGUGACCAGGCUGCUGAGGAGGAAGAAAAAGAAGGAAGACCCUGGGACUGCCCCAACACAGCAGCCUGAGGAGGUGGAGCAGUUCCAGCCCCUGCCGGAGGAUCCAGGAUGGGACCGGACACAAGAACAGGACCGUGCUCAUGGCCCCUUCCGCAGGGCAGCACAGGCCUUUCUGAAAUUCGUGGGUGUUCGGCGUGGACAGUACAGGAUCACACCAGCCGAGGUCAUGGCACAGCCUGACCCCACGCCGAGUGAGCUCAAGGCACACCCUGAAGUCGGCACCGCGUUGACUGACGGCACAGCAAACUGUGACAGCGCGGUGACCGAUGACAGGACAAAAUCCAACACGGCGCUGCCUGAGCUCACCACGGAGGCUGACGGUGCAACGACUGAGGGCAUGGCAGACACUGAGAGCACACCCGUUCAGUGCCUGCCCGAUGCUCUCAGUGUGGAAGUUCUUGAUGAAGGAGUUAUCUCUGUGGAAGUAGCCAUGGAGCCAGACAGAGGCAUGGAGCAGAGACCCCCCAGGGUGCCCAAGCUGGCGUGGGUGAAGAAGGAGGAGGAAAGCUCUGGAGUACCCCCGGCACAGCACCCUGAGGAGGUGGAGCAGUUCCAGCCCCUGCAGGAGGAUCCAGGACGAGACUGGACACAGGAGCAGGACCAUGCCCGUGGCCGCUUCUGCAGAGCUGAUCAGAGGGUGCGGAAAUCCAAGCCUGUUCGGCGUAGAAAGGCCAGAACCUCACCAACCAAGGUCAUUGUACAGCCUGAGCCCAACCUGACCAAGCUCAAGGCCAAGGCUGACACCCCACAGACUGAGGGCAUCGCAGACACUGACAGGACAGCCGCUCAGUGCCUGCCUGGUGCUCCCGGUGUGGAUGUUCCCGAGGAGGGAGUUGUCUUUACUCAAGUAGCCUUGAAGCCCAACAGAGGCAUGGAGCAGAGACCCCCCAGCAUGCCCAAGCUGACCUUGGUGAAGGAGGAGGAGGAAGAGGAACGCCCUGUGGCUACACCAGCAGAGCAACCUGAAGAGGUGGAGCAGUCACAGCCCCUUCAGGAGGAUCCUGGACGGGACCAGACCCCAGAGCAGGACCGUGCCCGUGGCCGCUUCCGCAGGGCAGCACAGAGGGUGCAGAAAUCCAAUCCUGUUCGGUGUAGAAAGGCCAGGACCUCACCAACCAAGGCCAUGGCACAGCCUGACCCUGACCCAACUGUGCUCAAGGCCAAGGCUGACCCCCGAGGGACUGAGGGCAUCGCAGACACUGACACAACACCCGCUCAGUGCCUGCCCGAUGAUCCCAGUGUGGAAUUUCUUGCUGAGGGACUCAUCUCUGCUCAAGUAAGCAACCUGUGGGCAGGGAUUGUGUGGGCCCUCAAGCUGGGUCUGAUGGGCCCCUUCAUCCUCCAUCCUUGA
Messenger RNA from Lepidothrix coronata (blue-crowned manakin), 2272 nucleotides. RefSeq lists its product as uncharacterized. The transcript is spliced from 9 exons. NCBI's taxonomy places the organism in Eukaryota, Metazoa, Chordata, Aves, Passeriformes, Pipridae. The record is from RefSeq and is a predicted model, not a curated record. The coding region runs from base 842 to 2272 and encodes 476 amino acids.